AAUUUCAUAAAAGCACUUUGUGUCCUACUUUCUGAUUCUCUCUCUAAUGACCUCAACCUCUCUUGUGUUAGUAGCUGGCAUCAUCUUCAUCGCCGUGGCCAUUAAAGUUGCUCCACACUUCGCUCGCCGAAUGUCGAAACCAUCGUCAUCGAAAACUGACGACGCUGAAGCUCUACGUCGGCACCGUAUUCUCUCUAGCCAACUGUAUUUCGAUGUUCCUCCUUCUAAGGUGCCGUUGAUAUACUCGUCAUCCUACGACAUUUCUUUUCUCGGGAUCGAAAAACUGCAUCCAUUUGACUCUUCUAAAUGGGGUCGAAUCUGCCGGUUUCUCACUAAGGAAGGUAUCAUGGACCAAAAGCAUGUAGUUGAGCCUGUGGAGGCAACAAAAGAUGAUCUACUAGUGGUGCAUUCAGAAUCAUACCUGAAAAGUUUGAACAGCAGCUUGAAUGUCUCCAUGAUUGUUGAGGUCCCUCCUGUUGCGAUGCUUCCUAAUUUCCUUGUACAAAAGAAAGUGCUUCACCCAUUCCGCAAGCAGGUGGGAGGAACAAUUUUGGCUGCAAAGCUUGCAAAAGAACGAGGAUGGGCUAUUAAUGUCGGUGGUGGAUUUCAUCAUUGUUCAGCAGAGAGGGGAGGCGGUUUUUGUGUUUAUGCUGAUAUAUCUCUUUGUAUACAUUAUGCAUUUGUGCGUUUAAAUAUCUCAAGAGUCAUUAUAAUUGACCUUGAUGCACACCAAGGAAACGGCCAUGAAAUGGACUUCUCGGAGGACAGAAGAGUCUUUAUCCUUGAUAUGUACAAUCCUGGAAUUUAUCCACUUGAUUUUGAAGCCAGGCGGUACAUUGAUCUAGGAGUCGAAGUUAAGAGUGGGACUAUGACAGAUGAAUACUUGGCUAAGCUAGAUCAUGCACUUGAGGUUGCAGAGAAGAAAUUUGAACCUGAAUUAGUUGUUUAUAAUGCUGGCACGGAUAUCUUGGAUGGGGAUCCACUGGGCAGGUUGAAGAUCAGUUCUGAAGGCAUUGCUAGUAGGGACGAAAAAGUUUUCAGGUUUGCUCGAGAGAGAAACAUCCCCCUCAUCAUGCUCACAUCAGGUGGUUACAUGAAAUCCAGUGCCAAAGUUAUUGCUGAUUCCAUCAUAAAUCUCUCAAAUAAAUCCCUGAUAGAUAUGAAGAGCUUACCAACUGCAAAAGCAUAAUAGGUGAAUGUCCUUGCAUAGCUACUUUGAAUUAAAGGCCUGAAAUUUGACCUAUGCGUUUAAGUCAAAAUCAGGGAGCUUGCUCAUUUGUGUUCUAAUAAAAGAGAAUAAUCUCCCUUGAUAGUGAAGGUGUUUAUUAUAUGCUAUCGGGAUGCUAGAGAUGGGAAAAGCAAGAAGGAGCUUGUUAAGAUUUGUGUACCUUGAUGCAUUUACGAGAAUCUAAAUUGUGUAUAUGCUAGUCCUUGUAUGAAGUAACUCAUGUAGCUUGAAAUCCUUAACACAUACGUAUGUGGUCUAUGUGCUGUCAUGGACAAUGCCCAAUUGUGAUGCAUGAAGGAGCAUAAUUUAAUUUUGUGGCUUAACUCUUGGUAAUAGAUUGAAACCUGUUUGUGCCUGAUUACUUAUAUUGAUCAUUGAUAGGGCUGUGCAGUCAA
Lycium barbarum (goji berry) is the source of this 1623-nucleotide messenger RNA. Its product is annotated as histone deacetylase 2. Lineage: Eukaryota; Viridiplantae; Streptophyta; Magnoliopsida; Solanales; Solanaceae. The record is from RefSeq and is a predicted model, not a curated record. Gene Ontology annotation, molecular function: histone deacetylase activity. The transcript has 13 exons. The coding region runs from base 47 to 1189 and encodes 380 amino acids.